AUGCCAUCUACAAUGGCGGUCAUCUCUGCAGUCUCACAAACCUUUACAAACCUUCUUCUUCCCAAUCGCCUCCAUUUGGGAAUCCCUCAUCUCAAUCCAUCCUCCAAACCCAGAAAAUGUCUCUCAAAAGUGUCACUGGUAGCUUCCAACAACAAGGGCGGGAAAUUUUCGCGCCCGAGUCGCAUUACUGGACCAGCUUUCGCAAUUUUGCGGGUUGGUCCUGAAAAGAUUCAUUCUGGGAGGUUGAUUUCUGUGAAUUCCUCGGCGUAUGAGGCUAGUUCAACCUCUUCGAGCCUUCAAAGCACGGUUCGUAAGCUGCUGCAUUUGGUAGUUUCUUUGGGAAUUAUUCUGGCCAUGGACAAGUUUCUGAAGAAGGCUUUUGUGGCUGCUGCCAUCAAGUUCCCGAGUGCUUUGUUCGGGAUGUUUUGCAUAUUCACCAUUUUGGUGGUGCUCGAUUCUACUGUCCCGGCUGCCGCGGCUGGCUUGAUGAACUUCUUCCAGCCGGCCCUUCUCUUUAUCCAGAGGUGGCUGCCUUUGUUCUAUGUGCCGUCUUUGGUGGUUCUGCCUCUUGCAGUCAAGGAUAUUCCAGCUGCCUCAGGUCUUAAGAUUGUUUUCAUUAUAGUUGGGGGUUGGCUGGCUUCACUAUGUGCAGCAGGUUUUACAGCCAUAUCUGUGAGAAAGAUGGUCAACACUGAAAUGAUACCAGCCGAACCCAUGCCAAAGCCUUCUUCGUUUUCUUCGAUUGAGUUAUGGUCUUGGAGUGGUAUAUUCAUAAUAUCUUUUGUAUCUGCAUUGUAUUACCCGACUGUACUUGGAACCAAUGCUAGGACGUGUUUGCCCUUUCUCCUUGCUUCCACGGUAAUAGGCUACAUGUUUGGUUCCCGGCUACCGUCAGGUGUGAAAAUGGUCUUUCAUCCCAUUAUUUGCUGCGCAUUGUCAGCUGAUCUGGCAGCAUAUGCUUAUGGGCAACUUUCGCGGUCUGGACUUGAUCCAGUUCUAGGAUACUAUCUCACAAAGAUCUCAUCGAAUCCUGGAGCUGGUGACAUUUUGAUGGGAUUUCUUGGAUCGGUUAUUCUCUCGUUCGCCUUCUCAAUGUUUCAACAGAGAAAGCUGGUGAAGAGACAUGCUGCUGAGAUAUUCACCUCUGUGAUCCUAUCCACGUUGUUCUCUUUGUACUCAACUGCUUUAGUUGGCCGUCUUGUUGGUCUCGAACCAUCAUUGACCGUAUCAAUUUUACCCAGAUGCAUAACUGUGGCUCUUGCUCUCAGCAUAGUAUCUUUCUUUGAAGGUGCCAAUUCAUCUCUUACAGCGGCCGUUGUUGUGGUAACUGGACUAGUUGGGGCCAAUUUUGUUCAGACGGCUCUCGACAAAUUAGGAUUUCGUGAUCCUAUUGCUCGUGGAAUAGCAACUGCAUCAAGCGCGCAUGGGUUAGGUACAGCUGCAUUAUCGGCAAAAGAACCUGAGGCUCUUCCAUUUUGUGCAAUUGCGUAUGCACUGACUGGGAUUUUCGGUUCUGUGAUUUGCUCCGUUCCAGUUGUCAGACAAAGCUUGGUAGCUGUAAUAGGCUAA
Molecule: messenger RNA, 1569 nt
Organism: Striga hermonthica
Lineage: Eukaryota; Viridiplantae; Streptophyta; Magnoliopsida; Lamiales; Orobanchaceae
Source: the annotation of a GenBank genome assembly